AUGGCUGAACUUCUCGAGCAACGAUCUUCAAUAUCGCUUCAAUUGAUAGAUGCGCUAUUAGAGGUUUUUGGUGAAUUCAAUCAAUUAAACAUCUGGUCCAAAGUAACGAAAGAUGACUUUACUGUUAAAAGAUUUGAUCUCGGCAAUGACAGUAACUUGUGCUGCUGUCAACUAACUGAAACUGCAAAAUCAAAAUUGAAUUUUAGCUCACCUAAGGAUUGUGAAGGUGUGGUUGUCAAAUUUUUAACUUUUGGAGACAAUGGUAUCACCGAUAACGGACUUUCACUAGCAGACAUUGUUGCUGUCAACACUGUUCUUUCCAUCAAUCAAAUAUCGCCUAAACUCCUUUUUGCUAACAGCAAGUGUUAUGUACAUGAGUACAUUAAAAGCCGAAUUUAUACUUUUGAAAAUGAUGAUAAUCCAGAAGUGGUAAAGUGUUUAGCGAGAAUUCUUGCAAAAUUCCAUUCCCUUGAUGCACCCAUUUCAAAUAAUGCUUACAAAACAUCACAAAAAAGCUAUGAAGAUUUUUUCAACAGAAGAAAACACAUUUACGGUUGGGGCAACACUGAAGCAACAGGCCAAAAGUAUUUGAAGGCAUUGGAAAAUCACCCCGAAAUUAAAGAACAAUACUAUGACGAGUUUGCUAAAAUUGAUUAUCAUAGUGAAAUAGUCUACGUUCAAAAUCUCAAAGAACGCCUAGAUUCGCCCAUUGUUUUUGCUCAUUCAGACUUUAACCGUGGCAAUCGGCUAGUUGUAAAAGACAGUAAAGAUCAACUGGAAAAGAUCUAUCUCAUCGAUUUUGAUGCCACUAGCAUGAACAAUAGAGGUGUUGAUUUUGGAGAUUAUUUUUCCAACUACCGUCACAGAGAAGAUUUUGCCAAUGAAGGCUUUCCAAGUGAUGAAGAUAUGGCUCUCUUUUUAAAUGAAUAUCGAGAAAAAUGUGCACAAAUUUUUGGAACGGAAUUUUUAGAUAAAAAAGAAAACUCCUUAGAGCAUAUGAUUGACGAGGCAAAAAUUUAUACCCUGGGCUCUUACAUUGGUGGCACCUUUUUCGGGCUAAUGUGGUACCAAGAGGCGCAUGAUACUGGCAAAGGCCAGUAUUUUUUGAAUGUUGCUAAAAAUCAAAGUCGUGGUUACAAUCGCUUAAAAAAGCGUUUCAUUGAAGAUGGGACAAUUCCAAGAAUAUUGCAAAUGCCCAAAUGA
Rhagoletis zephyria (snowberry fruit fly) is the source of this 1203-nucleotide messenger RNA. The record is from RefSeq and is a predicted model, not a curated record. Lineage: Eukaryota; Metazoa; Arthropoda; Insecta; Diptera; Tephritidae.